AUACUUUUUGGUUCUUCUGCCGUUGUGAACUUUUCAUGACAUUAUACAGUUGUUAGGGGGUAGGGGUAGGGGUUAGCUAAUAUAUAUACUCCCAUAAACACAUGGGCUGACCCGACAGCGGGAACCGGGAUGACGUGAUUAGGAACCGGCUAACCUAGCUGGAACCCGAACCGAUGCAAUUGCCCCUCCAAAAUAAUUUCUAGGACUGCAGGGUCCUUCGAAUUGGAGUUUCCGAUCUUUAUUAAUCUCCUACCUUAUUUCCUACUCUUCGCCGCUAGUCUUCACAUCUUCACAUGCGUCUUAUUCUUUAGCGACGAAGAGGAGAAUAUAAGAGUAGCAACCAACCUGAAUUAAACACAAUAUGUUCCAACGUAGCGUGCGAACAAUAACGACCACGGCGCGUAGAGCCGCGGCCGUCGCACCGGCUGCCGCGAAGCCCCCGAGUCCGCACACAAUCGCCGUCUCGAAGGCUCAAGGUAUCGCAAAGGGAUUGACUGGUGCAAUCGGCAACACGCCGCUCAUCCGCAUGAACAAGCUCUCGGAGCAGACGGGCUGCGAAGUCCUAGGCAAAGCCGAAUUCAUGAACCCCGGCGGCUCGGUCAAGGACCGCGCGGCGCUAUACGUAGUCUUGGACGCGGAGGAGCGCGGGCUGCUGAAGCCGGGGGGCACGGUCGUCGAGGGCACGGCGGGGAACACGGGCAUCGGCCUGGCGCACGUGUGUCGCUCCCGCGGCUACAAGCUCGUCAUCUACAUGCCCAACACCCAGUCCCAGGGCAAGAUCGACCUGCUGCGCCUUCUCGGCGCCGAGGUCUACCCCGUCCCCGCCGUCGCCUUCGACAACCCCGACAACUACAACCAUCAGGCCCGCCGGCACGCCGAGAGCUUGGAUAAUGCCGUCUGGACGAACCAGUUCGAUAACACGGCGAACCGCCGCGCGCAUAUAGAGACGACUGGGCCGGAGAUCUGGACGCAGACGGACGGGAGGGUCGAUGCGUUUACGUGUGCUACGGGAACCGCGGGUACGCUUGCGGGUGUCACGCGCUACCUGAAGGAUGUAUCGGGCGGCCGCGUGAAGUCGUACCUGGCGGACCCGCCGGGCAGCGUCUUGCACUCGUACAUCCAGUCCGGGGGUAAGCUAGUCGAGCGGACCGGGAGCAGCAUCACCGAGGGGAUCGGGCAAGGACGCAUCACGGACAACCUAGCGCCGGACGUGGCGUUACUAGACGGCAGCGUGCACAUUUCUGACGAGAAGAGUGUUGCCAUGGUGUACAGCGCCCUGGACGAGGAAGGUCUGUACUUGGGAGCCAGCAGCGCGCUGAACGUGGUUGCGGCGAAGGAAGUCGCGGAGUUACUUGGCCCGGGACAUACCGUGGUCACGAUGCUGUGCGAUGGCGCGUAUCGGUAUGCGGACCGCUUGUUUUCUCGGAAGUGGCUUGAGAGCAAGAAGCUGCUGGGCGCGAUACCGAAGCAUUUGGAGAAGUAUAUCGUGCUGCCGUAGGUUACCUACCUACCUACCUACCUACCUACUUAGAUGUACAUGGUUAGAAAGGGGUUGUAGGAAAGGGGUAGGGCGGAGGAAGAAAAAAAAACAUAGGAGACUGGAGGCGGCGUUUAGAGAUGCAUGCAUGCAUAUAAGCGAGAUGUUUGAUCGAAUAGGGACUGCAUACUAAUGCACCUUAGGUAGUAAAUAUCGAUCAAUU
Messenger RNA from Daldinia loculata, 1700 nucleotides. RefSeq names its product cysteine synthase. Lineage: Eukaryota; Fungi; Ascomycota; Sordariomycetes; Xylariales; Hypoxylaceae. Bases 362 to 1498 code for a protein of 378 amino acids. The record is from RefSeq and is a predicted model, not a curated record. Gene Ontology annotation, cellular component: cytoplasm. The transcript has 2 exons. Gene Ontology annotation, molecular function: cysteine synthase activity.